AUGACCGGAACACGCUCUGCACCUGCGCCUUCACUUAGGAGACCCCGCACCCCAGUACCGCAGUUCAAAUACAUCGACGACCCGGAUGAAUAUCAACGCGGCUAUGCUCGUCGUCAGACACCGUUUGAAGGAGAUUUCUGUGUCAUGUCCCUCGACCCUGUCGCAUCCGUCGCACACCUCGGCGCUGAAGCAAUGGAAAGCGCAAAGCGCAUCCCAUCGGGCCGCUAUGUAGCCUUUGUUGGAUUGAGUCACGGUCUUCCAUUUGAGGGUCGCCCGACCAACCCAUUCACUCUCGCGCCUGUGUGCCAGGGUAUCCCCCCUCAAUCCUCGCUUUGUGACGCCACUCCUGCCUGCAUUCCCAUCCUCCCAAAUGCCGACUGCUAUGGGGGACGCCAGCCAAUCGCGCCCAUCGCACCAUUCCCCUGGCCAGACUGUUAUAUUUCUACGUUCACGGCGGAACCUUGCAGAAUCACGACCGCCAAACGAGACUAUAGUCAAGUCUUGUUCUCUCCCAACGACCUGGGCAAUGCUCGUGCCAACAGACUUACGGCGGAGGAUAGGGAGCGCUUGUUCACUCUUAAGGAGCGUCGCGACCGAGGAGACGCGGAAGCAUUAGAGCGCUUACCGCCAACCACAGUUGGCUUGUCGACAGACCUGUCAUUCUUGCCUCCCCUCCCAGCAGAGACCAGCCCUGACGGCCCCGUCAAUCAGUUACCCAAAAGCCCAUCAUCCGAAGAGUUUCCUGCUUUUGACAUGGCAGAUUUUCCUCCUGAACUGGCGGGUUUUGGUUUCCUCGCCGCCGCGUUGUUUAAUCCCGGGAGCGUCGAUUUACCGGUUGUGAACAUCUGGUACGAUCUGGAUAUGGUGACUGAGGUCCGAGACCCUCAGCUCUUCGCCACGGAAUGCGAAAUGAUCGAAAAAGUCAAAGAAUACUAUGAUCCCACACAAUGCGCUGCGCGCUCCGCAGCUGCUGAGGUUGCAGAGGUCGCCCCCGCAUCUGGCGUCAAGAAUGCCAGAACUGCAACCGCACCACCGCUAUCAACUCCGAUUGAUACCACGCGUCUCGAUGCGCAGUCACCUACAGCAGAAGUCGCUAGUGAAACGACUGCUUACAUCGUCGACGAUGGUGCUGUUUCUCUUGAGAGCGCAACUGCCGAUGCCGUCUCGUCAGAACCGCUGGCCCUGGCCGUCUUGGAGGAAGGCGCACGAGACUCGGCCUCCUUUGGAACAGUUGCGACGUCCCCUACCUCCAUCACUGCUCUAGGGUCUGUAGGACCCAAGCUCAAGCUGCUUAUUCGAAGCUCGUCGCGGCACAGCGUGCGCCGUUCCACCUCCCGUACAUCGCCGCGCUCGUCCCACGAUACACCGCUCUCGUCCGCCUCCCCUACCAAACGAGAGUUUGUACCUCUUUCCUACGAUCGUCAUACUCGCAGCAUGUCGGCCCUUUCGUUCGCGGUGCCACGGUCGCGUCAUAACCCACUCAAGAGCUUGAAGAAGAGUCGCUCAAGUUCGUCGUUGAAGGCACCGCGGCGUGCUUCCACUCUGCCCGUGACUCGUUCGCUGCGGUAG
Messenger RNA from Peniophora sp. CBMAI 1063, 1569 nucleotides. NCBI's taxonomy places the organism in Eukaryota, Fungi, Basidiomycota, Agaricomycetes, Russulales, Peniophoraceae. The record is from the annotation of a GenBank genome assembly.